Penicillium olsonii is the source of this 3555-nucleotide messenger RNA. NCBI's taxonomy places the organism in Eukaryota, Fungi, Ascomycota, Eurotiomycetes, Eurotiales, Aspergillaceae. The record is from the annotation of a GenBank genome assembly.
AUGGGUCGUUCGCGUGUCCGCUCGUUUAUCUCUAGCUGGGGGAAAAGCGACUCUAGCAAAGAGAGGAGAAAGUCCUCGAGCAACGUUACGCCAGCGCAUGUAACUCCGGCCGAUACACCACCGCGGUGGCAAACGCCUCCCCCCGAUGCCCCGUCCCCGUCCACCGAAUUGUCCCCCGUGAGCGCUGGACCGAGAGAUGGGACAACCUCGCGACCGGCAUCUAUGAUUUUCUCGCGCAACCCGCCGCUCAUGCAGCACGCUGGCGACACCCCGCCGGAGCUGUCGCCAAUCUUCUCAUUCCUCAAUAUCCACACAAGCAAGGUCUACCAAGAAGGGUAUUUCCUGAAAUUAAACGACUUGGACACUCAUGGGCGAGCGUGCGGUGAUCGACAAUGGGUGGAAUCCUACGCACAGCUUGUCGGGACUGUUCUCUCGCUAUGGGAUAGCGCUGCGCUGGACGCAGCGGGCGGAGAAGAGGUCCCGGCGACUUUUAUCAAUUUAGCCGAUGCGUCCCUCAAGAUGAUCGAAACUCUCCCCAUUCGUAAUGGCACAGCACAGCCAUUGAAGAACGUACUAAGCUUGUCAUCUGCUGGCAAGAACCGAUAUCUGUUGCAUUUCAACUCUUUCCACUCCCUAACCCAAUGGACCGCAGCUAUCCGGCUUGCCAUGUUUGAGCACACCUCACUCUACGAAGCCUACACAGGGUCUUUGGUUGCCGCAAAGGGCAAGCAUCUGAAUGGCAUCAACUCAAUUCUAGCACCCGCCAAAUUCAAAUACGAAGACUGGGCUCGGGUGCGUUUCGGAGCAGGCACUCCGUGGAGGCGAUGCUGGUUUGUGAUCAGCCCGCCUGAUGAGAAAGAGCUCCAAAAAGCGCGGAAACUUAUGAAAAAGUCGGCCUACGAUCGCCUGUCAAUUCCAGUUACUGGAAACAUCAGGUUCUAUGAGACAAAGAAGACAAAGAAGGCGAUUCCGAUCGCAACGGUUACCCAGGUGUUCUCGGCGUAUGCCAUUUACCCUCAAUCCAAGGCUUUGAUUGAUGCUUCAACCCUGGUCAAAUUGGAAGGGCGGAUCACCACCCAUACACCCGAGUCGUCUUCGGAAGGACUCGUCUUUGUCAUGCCUGAGCCUCAUGCCGGAGUCUCUGGAUUCGAGAUGAUGCUGCGCUUCCUUUUCCCCACCUUUGACACCUUCAAUCUCUAUGGCCGCCCAACUCGUCUUGUUGCAGACACCAAUCACAUAAAGAGCAUCAUGUUUGCUUUCCCCAAGGAGCGACGUUACGGCUACCUUGACGUUUUGGACAUUGCUAAUCUUCUUCAAACUCCUGGAAGCCAGGAGUGGAGCGAAGCUCAGUGGAGGAAGCAGCUGAAAGAGGCAACGCAGCGCCGCAUAUCCUCCGGCCGAAGCCGAAGCGACAGUGUGAAUAGCGUGCGCCCUCGUUAUCGUUCCAUGUCUGGACGCAACAGUGACGUUCCGGUUGAUCCCGCGCGUCGUCCAUUCGCCAUCGAAUCCAAGCCACAAUUCAGCAACUCCGCCGAAGCGAUCAUCCACGAAGUCCCUAGGAAUGAUGGUUCGCCACUUGCUUAUCACAACCGCGGGGUAUCUGACACCACUGGCCUCGCUUCUGGACCAAAGCUCGGCAAUGCACUGCCGGCGGAAGACUCACCUGGUUCCUCCUCGCAGGAUCUAGCACACCGGGGGACUCCAGUCGCUCCCAUUGCAGAGAGCUCCGGUUCCGAGACUGACCCUAGCCUCGAAAACCUGCACGGUCCGCCCCUCGAGGAGCAUCUGCCUCCGCAAACACCCCCGGCUCCUGUUGCAAUCCCGCCUGACUUUUCGCACGGGCCUAGAGAAAUGCCGGCCAAUCGCCCCGAGCCGACCUCGGAGCAAAGAUUGGCAAACAACCGUAUGUCUCAUGGCACUCUCACUCAGCUUACCUCUGUUGGAACCAUGGGUCUGAGCGCGGCGGCCGCUGGUGCGGCUUGGAAAAGCCAGCAGCGACAGACCGACAACGUUCCACGGGCAACGGGAAGAAGCAUCAACGGUGUCUACUACCCUGGUCCUGGGGAGUCUUCCAACUCUGAUUUCAACUCAUCGAGCGAUGAGGCCGUUACUCUAGCAGGCCCGGUUCGGCCUCCCAAGAUUCCUGAGCAACGCCCGACCACUUCCAGCAGCACUGGAAGUGGGGGAGCCCAGAACAUCUCCCGCCCCAACUCUUCACAUAGGCCGCUUUCUCAGCAGAUGGGGAUUGACCCUGUCAAGUCUGUGCGACGCAAGCCGCUUCCGCAGCGACAGGGUGAACCGGACGAGCCGAGCUACGAUGAUCUUCGUCAUACCCUUGACGAAGACGUGCUGAAUUCAAUCGCUCCCCACGCUAGCUCCCUUCCCUCCCCCAUCUCGCCAAACCGCAACGACGAUGAGAGUGUUUAUGACAAUGCGUCUACGGCCUCGCCAGACUAUGCCAGUACUCAUGAGUCUGUUUACAGCAAGAAAUCCACUUCGUCUACGAAGCCUAGAAUGGGAGUCAAGAAGACCGUGGGGGUCCCGGCGGCCAGGGAUCUUGUAAUUGGUGAUGCUCAUUAUACCAUGGACAAGCCACCAACCUCGAAUCCCGACAUCCCCAACGUGGACUUUGGUCCUACCAUGACUUACAUGCCUACCACCGGGCGCCCAAACACAUCUGACACUCUCAAAAACCACCAGCGAAAGGAUUCAACCGGCACCAAGCUUGCCAUUCCCACCCAUCACAUGGAUCAGGCUAAUGCCCGGCCUUCCAGCCAAGAGGAAUACCGACGAAGUGUGCUGUGGCAGCCCGGAAUGGCUGCCGGUCGUCCUGCUACCCCUGGUGGAGGACUCACUCCGGAGCAGUUCGUGCAACAUCGGGCGCAGCCCAGUCCUCCAAUGCAGGCUCAUGGUCGUUCAUCGUCGAACCCAAUGCUCACACCACGUCCCACAUCUGGGGACUGGACUCAGCAGGUCCGCUCUCACUCCCCCAUGAACACACCGCGACCCUCAUCCCGCGGUGCUCAGAGCAUGCUUAACCACAACGAUCAUUCAAGUCAUCUGUCUGCUCGUGAGCAAGAGCACGUUGCCCGAAUGACGGGCUCAUCAUUCUUCAAUAUGUCGAAUGACAACCGAAAAUCACAGACCCAAGUCAAUCCUAUGGGUCUCGUAUCGGCGAUUGAUGCCCGUGAACGGGAGAAGCGCGAGAUGCGGGAUGGAAUGUCGAACCAGAUGGUUCAACAAGCCAUUGCCCAGCGUCAGCACAGUAUGGGCUACCAGCAGCCCAUGACACAUCAGCAACAGCAAUGGUCACCCCAACAAUUCCCCCAGCAGGCCGCCUCCGUAUACCCACCCCAAUACGGCCAGCAGGAGUCCAUUUACAACAUGCCCGGUGCUAACAACACCUGGGAUGCUCUGAGCCAACCGAUGCGCCCAGAUGUGCCCCGCCGCUCCUCGUGGUAUGGCCAGCUUUCCCAGGCACCGCCAACUCCGCCCAGCCACCAAGCAGCUCAUGCUCAUGUCCAAGACUCCCGGUACUACAACUAUGCCCAGUGA